AACAUUAUUUCAGAAAUAACCCGUGACAAGUAUAAAAAGGUAUAUCAAAAAAUCUUUGUUGCUACAACUAUUCAAACUAUUCGAACAAAGAAAAUGGCAGCAGCUACUCUUCCGGAAACUUGUCUUCGUAAAAUUUUUAAUAGUUUUAACAAUUUAGAUUAUAAUAUAAGCUUUAAACGUUCACUUGUCUUGAUUAAUCGUUAUUGGUGCGAAACUCUUACACCGGAGCUCUGGA
Molecule: messenger RNA, 235 nt
Organism: Cetraspora pellucida
Lineage: Eukaryota; Fungi; Glomeromycota; Glomeromycetes; Diversisporales; Gigasporaceae
Source: the annotation of a GenBank genome assembly